This is a messenger RNA of Lucilia sericata (common green bottle fly), 2701 nucleotides long. It is a transcript of the gene exu, whose product is annotated as maternal protein exuperantia. The record is from RefSeq and is a predicted model, not a curated record. Bases 510 to 2066 code for a protein of 518 amino acids. The transcript has 6 exons. Lineage: Eukaryota; Metazoa; Arthropoda; Insecta; Diptera; Calliphoridae. Gene Ontology annotation, molecular function: RNA binding; protein homodimerization activity. Gene Ontology annotation, biological process: bicoid mRNA localization.
UAUAAAAUAAAAAUUUCAAAUCGAAAAGAAAAUAAAGAUUUGUGUUAAAAAAUAUUCACAAAAAGGAAAAUCAAAAAGCUAUUAAGUUUAAAAUACUUUAGUAACUUUAAAAUUUAGUGCAUAAUUUAAAAGAGAAAACGAAAAAUGUGAAAUUUGAGCUAUGUUCAUGAAAUCGCUUAAAAAUUUAAAUAAAUAUCUGAUGAGAGAAGAAUUGUCUAAGAGAAGCAUUAACUUUUAAUUUGCAUUCCCGUCUAACUUGUAUGUAUAUAAAGAACAUUUAACGCACCAUUUUAUAUAAGUAUUUUGUGACAUCAAGUAGUGCAAAAUUAGCUGCUUAUUUUUAAAAUAAUUACUUUUUUAUUAAAAAAGAAAAACAUAUUCUAAAAAUUAACACUUCAAAAAGUGCUAGGAAAUAAUUAAAUAAAACCAGCAAUUUUAAAUAGGGUUAUAUCAAACAGUUGACUAAUCUUUUAAAUACAAAAUAAAAAUAAAUUUUGUUAAAAAAUAAAAUGGUCGCAUCAACAUCGUCAUCAACGACUUCAACAACAAUAACCCAGAAUGGGGUUGAAUCAAGCAAUGGAGCUGUGCCUAAAAACAAAAAUGAUCAAGUGACUUUAAAAACACUUCCUAAGGGUAAAUAUACCUUAGUUGGAAUUGAUAUUGAUACAACUGGACGUAGAUUAAUUGAUGAGAUUGUUCAGUUGGCUGCUUUUACUCCAAAUGAUCAUUUUGAACAGUAUAUUAUGCCAUAUAUGAAUUUAAAUCCGGCUGCUCGCCAACGCCACCAAGUGCGUGUGAUCUCAAUUGGUUUCUAUCGUAUGCUUAAAUCUACACAAACUUAUAAGAUCAUAAAAUCAAAAUCAGAAAUUGCUGCCCUUAAAGAUUUCUUACACUGGAUUGAGGCUCUUAAAGCCAAAGAUACUGGCUCUCAAGGUAUUAUUUUAGUGUAUCAUGAAGAGCGUAAAUUCAUUCCAUACAUGGUAUUGGAAUCACUUAAAAAGUACAACCUGCUGGACAGGUUCCUUAAUACGGUGAAAUCAUUUGCCAAUGGUCUCAACUUGGCUAAGGCUAACGCUGAUGAAGCAUUGCAACAUUAUACAUUACGCAAACUGUCAAAACAUUUGAAAGACAACUUUAAUAAUGUUAAUGUUGAAGAAAAUAAUAAUAGUGUUUUCGCAUCGUCCACUACCACAGCGUCGGAAGCUGGUGAAACAGCAUCCGCGUUGCCCGAACAGCAAGUGCCAGAGAAGAAGAAAUCACCAAAACCUAGUCCCAAUAAUGAGCGCGAACUAUUCGAUGGCAAUGCAAGUGUACGUGCCAAACUUGCUUUUGAAGUCGCUUUGCAUUUAAGUAAUCAAGGCACGAAGGAGUCACUAGACUCCACAAAUGCCUUCGAUAAAAUGCUCACCGCAUUGCACCCCUAUGCCCAACCCGUUGAAUGCGAUCUGAAUGAGUUACAAACACAAAAUGAAAAUUUGGAACGCCAGAACUCUUUCCGUCCUGUUUUCUUGAAUUACUUUAAGACCACUCUGUAUCAUCGCGUGCGUGCUGUUAAAUUUCGCAUUAUUUUAGCUGAACACUCUUAUGAUUUGCAGACACUGAAUGCCAUAUGGUCGGAGAAAAAACGUGAUGGUCUUGUUGAGAUUUUACAAGUCAUUGAAGAGCUAAAAUCUGAAGAGAAAACCGAACUGGCUGAUUUGUUUGAUAGCUAUUUUGAUCCAGCCAAAACUACUAUUAGGCCGAUUGUAAAGACUAACAACAAUCGUCGUCGUAAUAGACGUGUGCGUAACAAUGUAAGAAACAACGAUGGAAAUGCGACACGCUCUGUUGGCAAUGAACAAGGCGCUGGUGGAGAUAAACAGCAAGGUAGCAAUAAUGCAGCCAACAUACCUGAUUCUACUACCAAAUCUCCCAAAAAUCAACGUGGAAAACGUAAUUCACGUUCAUACAACAAUAACAAAAACUUAUUGAAAACCCAAACACCGGUGGCCAACGAUCAAACUGCUACCGCAAAUCCAACCAACAACGCAACUCCAGCCGCGGUGACUGUAUCGGCGUCUAACUAAUGAGUCCAACAAUAAAAAUGAUUUUAAAAAAAAAUCAAUAAUUACAUUAUAACUGUAAUGCCAUGCCCAAAUGUUGCUGCAACAUAAAAAUGUUAUUAAUUAUAUUAUUCAUUAAUUGCUAUUUUUAACCAAAAUAUCCAAUGUUUUUAGCUGUAAUAUAAAUUUUUCUUGUUUUGUUAAAACUUUUUUUUAAAUCUUUAUUCUUUUUCCAUUAUUUUAUUAAUUUUUUUAUUCCACAAAUAAAUACGUUAUUGUGAAUUACAUCUAUUGAAUAUAAAACUAAAUUUAAAAAUGUGUACGUACGUAUACAUAGUUUAUACAUAAAUAUGUAUAAUUUGUAAAAAAAACAUACAAAGCUGACAUUUGUGUUAAAAACUUUAGAAUGUUAAAAAAGCAUUCAUUAAAUUGAUUUUUCUUAUUUUAAACUUUGUUAAAACGAAAUUAAAUAUUUAUAUAAAACAUUAUGCUUUAUUGUCCAUCUAAAGAAUUAGUUUUGUUGUUCAUCUUUUGCUUUAUCGUUGUUAUAAAGCAAUUAUGAAAAAAAAAUGUCAAAACACAAAAGAAUAUUGGGAUUUGUAAAAAAAAAAAAAAAAUGAAUUUAGUUAUGAAACUACUUAAAAAUAAAAGUAAACUAU